CGCAGCUGCAGGACUGGAUGCAUGCAACAUGGAUUGCAGACAGUCUGAUUUGAGCACAAAGACUACUGUGCUGCUGACAGCUGCAUAUUGAAUUCCAGCUGUGCUCUCCUGCUUCAGUUCUUUUCAAUCAUUGUCGGUCUCUGAAGAGGAACAAAGGUUAACGCCUUCUGUCAUAUAGAACAACAUGUUGGACUACUAGUGUGACCCCCUUUUCAGUCUGUUAUAAAAGGGUCUUCACAAGUCUUGACAAUGUUUAACACUGAGAGCAAUAGCCAUCGUCACCACAAAGGAUGAUCUCUCACGAAACUGCACUCAUUCGAAACUACCUGCUCAAAAUUCAGAAGCAUAGUUGUUGAAUCACACAUUCGUUUUUCUCAAACUUGGACUCAGACAUAGUUGCUGUUUCAGACAGACAGACAGCCCUGGUCAAACCCCUUGUGAUCCUGUGGCCUUUGAGAAAAUGGUAGACAGCUUGGCCAGUGGAGAUGGCGUGAAGGACAGUGAAGAGUCGCUGGCCAAAGAGGAGAAUGGGCACCUACCGGACCAUGAGGAGCCUCAGCCCACGCCUCCCGAGUCCAAGGCCGACCCUGAGGCUCAGAAUGGCAUGCCGCCGCGGGCUUGGAAGUGGUCUGUCAUCUUCCUCUGCUUCUAUGGCUUCAUGGUUCAGUUGAAGCCAGGGGAGCCCUUCAUUACGCCAUACCUGCUCAGCAUGGAGAAGAACUUCACCAAAGAGGAGGUCACCAACGAGAUCAUCCCGGUGCUGUCCUACUCGUACAUGGUGGUGCUGGUGCCGGUGUUCCUCCUGACGGACUACCUGCGCUACAAGCCCGUGCUGGUGCUCCAGAGCAUGAGCCACGUGUCCAUCUGGCUGCUGCUGUACCUGGGCACCACGCUGCUGGAGAUGCAGUUCAUGGAGUUCUUCUACGGCAUCACCAUGGCGGCGCGCGUGGCCUACUCCUCCUACAUCUUCUCGCUGGUGCCGCCGUCCGAGUACCAGCGCGUGGCCAGCUACUCGCGCACGUGCGUGCUCCUGGGCGUCUUCGCCAGCUCGGUGCUGGGGCAGCUGUGCGUGUCGCUGGGCGACAUCACGUACGCCACGCUCUCGGCCGUCUCGCUGGGCUUCGUCGGCCUGGGCCUGCUGCUGUCCACCUGUCUGCCCUGGCCCGCCCGAAGCUUGUUCUUCAACAAGAGCUGGCGCGCCGAGGAGGCCGAGAAAGCGGCGGCCGCCGGCGCCGCCACCCAGGCGGAGUUGGCCCAGAUGCGGCCCGACGGCAAGCCGGCGACGCUCGUCCCCCCCUCGUCCCCCCCCUCCUCCGCCUGGAAGAACUCUGUGUUUGUGAGCAUGCUGAAGGAGCUGAGGAACGUGGUGCGAGUGCCCAACCUGCGGCUCUGGAGCCUGUGGUGGAUCUUCAACUCCACCGGCUACUACCUGGUGCUCUUCUACGUGCACACCCUGUGGAACAAGCUCGCCCCCUCCUCUGAGAACAAAGUCUACAAUGGCGGCGUGGAGGCAGCUUCCACACUACUAGGGGCCAUCACGUCGUUUGCGGCCGGCUACCUGAAGAUCCGCUGGAAGCUGUGGUCAGAGCUGGUCAUCGGCGGGAUCACGGCCGUCAUGGCCGCCCUCCUGUUGGUCAUGGGCAGCACGGAGAACAUCUGGGUGUGUUACGUCACCUACAUCUUAUUCCGAGGCUUCUACCAAUUCUUGGUUCCUAUCGCCAUUUUCCAAAUCGCAUCUUCGCUGACUAAGGAGCUGUGUGCCCUUGUGUUCGGUGUGAACACUUUCCUCGGAACCAUCCUCAAGUCCAUCAUCACCCUCAUUAUUUCUGAUAAACGAGGGCUUGCUUUGCCAGUUGAGUCACAGUUUUUCGUGUACUUCACGUUCUUUGUCGUCCUGACGGGGGCCUACCUGGUGAGUGCGGCCUGGGUCAUCACGCGACACUACCGGAACACACGCAGAGAGGGCAGGGCUGCCAGCGAAGUCCCGCCCACAGCCAUGAGCCCCAUGGAGUCCGAGGCGGCAGAAUCGGAGCCUCUGUCUAAUGGCGGUGGGGUGAAAACAUGAGCAAGCUCAGGUGGGAGAUAUUGUGACUGUGAGUUGAUGCUGAUACAGAGGGCGACUUUACCUAACAGAUUGCACAGGAUUUACUGUACAGCUGUAUACAGUACAGUAAUGAAAAGGUAGAGUGAUCCUUCACCUGCAGAAGUGCCUUGUGCCACGAACUCUUAGAUCCGUUAAUAAAUAGUUGUUACACAUGUAACAAUUUGAACCUCACUUUGUAGAAGUUUCUAGCCCAUUCAGAGGACACAUUAUUUGUGAAUUGUUUUUGGAAUUGUCACACUAUUCACUUUCAGAGACAUUUUUUUCUGUUAUGUUACCCUUGUGUUGUAUAGUGACGUAUACAUCAGUGCUCAAGACAUUAACUCUGAGUUUUUUUGUUGGUAUGUUUUUAAGUUGUGCUGGGAGGAUUUUCAAGUUGUGUUGGAAGGAUUUUUAACAAUCCUUUUUCCUGCUGUGGAGCGUUGAGAAACGUUCAGGUGACUUCAAGUCAGUACAGUAUUUAUUAUUAUUAUUUUUUUUUUAAUCUCUGAGUGCCAAGUGAAAUGGAGGAUCAUUCCAUCUGGAUAUGUAAAAUGUAUUUCAAUUAAGGACCCACACCACGCUUCCGUAGAGGGACCAAAUGUUUUUGUGGCACAAUUCUCUGCAUGCGCCCCCGGUAGUUAACUACAAAUGUUCUUCUAGGUUGAAGUCCACAACUGUUCAGUAGCAGAUAGACAUGUCUGUCGACAUUUAUCAUCCUAAGCUAGCCUUUGUCUAACCAUGCACUACAUACUGUAUCUAUAGUCUUUACUGCUUGUGUAAACAAACACAAGCGUUGGUACGUUUCUUCUUUGCCAUCAGUGGAGGGGUUAUAGUACUUGUAUAUAAUCAGCAUUUUUCAGAGGAAACACAUGUAAGAAAUGUUACUGAAUAACCAGCCUUCAACAUGGUCAUUGUCAGUAUUGUGGCACAUAUGGCACAAUUAGUCCAGUCAUGCACAUGUGGCUUGCUGUUUUAAUGCUGGUGAGGGUUGUGGUGGAUGCUGCAUGUAGGCUACCUGCCGGCCUCUCCUUGAGGGGGAGGUGUCCGAUCAGUCAGAGUGAUGACUAAUUUGUGAUCACAACACAUGGAUUCAUUGGACAGAGUAGAAUGUCAACAGUUAAUAUGCUGCUGCACUGAUUGCUGGUACCUAGCAAUGCAACAAAAUGCUUCCGGUUAUAGUUUUAUUAGAUAACUUUUUUAUCAUUAGAAUUUGACCAUUAGAUGCUGGGUUUUUGCUGACAAUGUCUUUCCCAAAUUGGCGACACUCCUAUUGUAUUUUCAUUUGAUUGAUAAUGUAAUUUGUUGAAUAACUCUGACUACUCAGUGAUUUUUUUUCUUAGUUAGAGCUAGCACUUCAGGAAAACUUGUCCAAUACGUCUCUACAGGGUUACCGGUACACACACCAGAACUUCAAACUAGGAUGUGGUGUCUAUGGCCCAUGUGAACACUUUCACACCAGUGCCAUGAUCCUAUAAUAAUAAUAAUAAUAAUAUGAAGAUUUCCAAAAAUGUUCUCAUGUCAUGUUCACUGAUUCAUGCAACUGAAAUAGGAAGCUAUGAAAUGCAUAGGAAUGUUCACUCAACUGCACUUCUCUGAUAGAUUUUGAAAAAGGCACUUUUAUCAUUUUUUGUGGAAUAAGUCCUUUGGGAAGCUAAGGAAUCAGAUUACUGUGAUUGCGCCUUGUCACACUGUAUCAUUGAUAGAUAAACAUAAUUUGAGAGAUUGUAGUUCUGCUUUGAGUUGAGUUUUAGGCUUCCCUACCAUUAGCUGGUUAGGGAAGCCACCAUGGAUGUGAUUUGAGACGUCAGCACUCGAGUCACUGAACACUGUGCACUUACUGAUUACUAUUGAAAAUAAAUCAUUUACAGAUGACAGCUUUUUUCUAUGUUAUAGAAUAUUCAAAUGCAGUUUACAGCCUUGGUGGGGCAUAAGUGAUUUGUAUUGGCUUUUGUAACCUGAAAUGUCAUGAUGUAGCUGCAGAAUGACAUGUACAUAUUACCUUAACUCAGAUGUUAUCUGUGUGGGAUGUAGAUCUAGAACAAAUGAUGAAGCAGCUGAUCCUUUUUAUGUAUAUGUUUUUUUUCUUUCCUAAACUGAUUUUUUUUUUAUGCUUGAGUUUUAUACUAAUAUUGUUCUGGAUGAUUUUGAGUCAUAACUGUGGAAGUACUAUUGCUGUUUUUCUUUCUUUUUUUUUUUUAUCAAAUACAUUUUUGCAAAAUGUACCCGUGUUGUUUUUACUCUUGAUCAACAUCAAAUUUGAAAAAUACACUUUUUGAUUAAUGA
Molecule: messenger RNA, 4366 nt
Organism: Sardina pilchardus (European sardine)
Lineage: Eukaryota; Metazoa; Chordata; Actinopteri; Clupeiformes; Clupeidae
Gene: slc19a1
Product: solute carrier family 19 member 1
Exons: 7
Coding region: 461-2065 (534 amino acids)
Biological process (GO): folate transmembrane transport
Cellular component (GO): apical plasma membrane; plasma membrane; basolateral plasma membrane
Molecular function (GO): folate:monoatomic anion antiporter activity; folic acid binding
Source: RefSeq, a predicted model, not a curated record